GUUGGUGAUCCGGGUGUUAAAGAAAGCUUGAUUGAAAGGUUGAAAAAUAGUUCUCGACAAAUGCGUUACAAGCUGCAUAAACAUUACAAACAGUUUGGAACUAUGGAAAUGGCUAAAAGCAAUAAGCCAGACUUUUGCCUAAACCAAGAGAACUGGGAAUCAUUGUGUGAACAUUUUGCAUCACCUAAGUUCAAGAAAUCAAGCAUCACAAACUCGGGAAACAGGAAACUUGUGCGAGCUCCACAUAUUUGUGGUAGGAAGCCUUUCACUGUCCGAAGACAAGAAAUUUCUGAACAGGAGCUAAAUGGAGAUUCUUGUGAUAGGAUUGAGCUCUAUAAACGAACUCAUUAUUCAGAAAAAAAUGGCUGGUCAUCUAAAGUGGCAGAAGAGAAUUGGGUACUUAUAUACUAAUCUGAUCCUUCAUAAUCAACUCUAACCUGUUUUGUUGGAAAUAAUUUUAAUCUACUUGUUAUUGAUAUGUGCGAUUAGGAGUUGAUGAAAAAGAAACAAGAACAAUAUAAAGAAGAAGGAUGUGACAA
Messenger RNA from Cuscuta epithymum, 539 nucleotides. NCBI's taxonomy places the organism in Eukaryota, Viridiplantae, Streptophyta, Magnoliopsida, Solanales, Convolvulaceae. The record is from the annotation of a GenBank genome assembly.